Molecule: messenger RNA, 1154 nt
Organism: Amoebophrya sp. A120
Lineage: Eukaryota; Dinophyceae; Syndiniales; Amoebophryaceae
Source: the annotation of a GenBank genome assembly
GGCCCGUAUCGGAUCUGCUGGGGGUACACCGGGCCGCGGAAAAACAACGACAACGACAUGGCUCCGUUUGUGGAGGACAGAGUCAAUUAUGGUGUGGAAGUCGGAACUUUACUCGUUUUCGGCCCGAUGUUCCGGCAAUUCGACUGUGUUGCGGGGACGGAUAUCAACUGCAAAUGUGUCUGGGUCUGGAAGAUUGCAAGACUUGUCAUGCUAGUCCGGCAUGACUCUGCACUCUGUAUUGCGUGGCUACAAACAGCCUCUCUCGCCUGUCAUGCAAAAACGCAGUUUCUUAUGCGGAAUACGCAGCACAGAACCAGAAGCACGAAAAAACUUGUCAUGCUCGGCUGCGCAUUACGGUUACUUAUUGUUCUCUGACUGGCAACAUCACAAGUUUCCAGACCCAGACACAUUUGCAAUGCAUAACGGAGUGCAAGGUCUUGGUCGAAGGGACGGGUUUGUCGGCGGACAAGAACCGGAUCUUCCUCGUGUCUGGGGGGACUUGUUUAUCCGUGGUGAACUUUCUGUACGAAUUCUACGUGUUCAAGUCGAAAGCGGUCAUUCCAUUGUUAGAAGACGUGGAAACCGGGGAUGUUGUGCAAUAUUUCCGACAGUCAACUGAUAUCAACCAAGAACCCUACACGGAGGAAUUUCUCUCGUCCGUCGACGUGAAGCAAGCUAAUUUGGCCGAUUUGAACAUCACCCGGGUCGCGAAUUACCGGCCGAAUUCCAUUUUAGUCGGGCCGAUCUCGGUCACUAUGCACUGCAAAAGUCUCGUACUCGUAUAAAUGUAUUACAAAUUUCCUCAGCAUGAGAAAUAAAUAUUUGUAUAGCGGAUUUACCUUAAGAAAAAGACUUGCAAUGCAUGACUGCAAUACGAGCGCGAUACUUUUGGACAGGAUAGUCACCCCCGGGUUGCAAAUGGCGUCAACUCUAAACGAGUACAGCAUGUCGGCUUUGGCCGUUCGCGGGUCGGACAACUUCCAGGCCUGCUAUCUCGCGGAUCCGUCAAGCUCUUUGAACGCGAUCAAUUUCGGGGUUCUCCGGAUCAUCGGCCCCAGACCGGCGGCGAGGACGUAUACCUGCGUGUUGGGAUCGCCGUGCAUUUUAGGCGUGACCGGAUUGCAGCUGAAACGAGGGGUAAACCACUUAGCCAU